UCGUUCUUACAUACCACAUCCUAAAUCGGCUAUUUUUAUUGAAGAUUAUCCAAAUGUUGAAGACCUUGCAAAUCAUUUAAAAUACCUGGUUAAAAACAAGACUGCUUAUUUAGAAUAUCAUCAGUGGCGAUCCACAAAAGUAUGGUCUGAAGGAUUUGAGAGGAAGGUCUAUAUGAGCUUGCGUAAUUUGGGUUGUAAUAUUUGUAAAGAGGUUGCUAGAUUGAGGAUUAUCGAAGGAAAGAUUUAA
Molecule: messenger RNA, 247 nt
Organism: Cetraspora pellucida
Lineage: Eukaryota; Fungi; Glomeromycota; Glomeromycetes; Diversisporales; Gigasporaceae
Source: the annotation of a GenBank genome assembly